GGGUUAGGAACUGAACGGCCCCUCUUGUAUUUUUAUUUUCUUGAGCUGCUCUUUUGCAAAAAUAAUCAUUUGCCUUUUUUUUUUUCCUUCCCUAAUUUCGAUAAGAUUUUCUGCUUCGCUUUUCUAACUUGAAAUACACGUUAUUAUAGACGCCUGUAUUUUUGCGACCUUGAGAAAGCCCUGAUUGUUAGCCUCACCCCACCUAUAUAAAUCCUCCCUCUUCUUCUUCAACUUUCAGCCAAGUUCAAGAUUUCAUAAAAAUGGUGGAGGCCGGUGGGGUAGUGGUGGUGAUAAGAGAAUUUGAUGCUCAAAAAGACUGUAGAGCAGUGGAAAAGGUGGAGAGAAAGUGUGAGGUUGGUCCCAGUGGAAAACUCUCGCUCUUCACUGAUCUCUUGGGUGACCCCAUUUGCAGGGUCCGCCAUUCCCCUGCUUAUCUCAUGCUGGUGGCGGAGAUGGUGGUGAGCCACGGCGACGCAGUGGUGGAGGAAAGGAGAGAAAUUGUUGGGAUGAUAAGGGGUUGCAUCAAAACCGUAACGUGUGGGAAAAAACUCUCUAGAAAUAGCAAAAGCUUCCUCAUGAAACCCCCUCAACCUCUCCCUGUCUACACCAAACUUGCCUAUAUUUUAGGCCUCCGCGUCUCUCCUUCCCAUCGAAGAAUGGGAAUUGGAUUGAAACUGGUCAAAAGAAUGGAGGAAUGGUUUGGAGAAAAUGGAGCUGAAUAUUCUUAUAUAGCCACGGAAAAUGAUAAUGAAGCAUCUGUUAAGUUGUUCACACAGAAAUGUGGUUAUUCCAAGUUCCGUACGCCGGCGAUUUUGGUUCAGCCGGUGUUCGCUCACCGAGUUAGGCUCGACAACAAAAUAACCAUCAUUAAACUCAACCCCUCCGAAGCGGAGGCACUUUACCGGCACCGGUUUUCUUCGACGGAAUUCUUCCCCCGUGACAUUGACUCUGUUUUGAACAAUAAGCUCAAUCUGGGUACUUUUCUUGCGUUGCCGAAGGGGACCUAUGACGCCGGGUCAUGGCGGGGUUUGGACGAGUUUCUGGCGAGUCCGACAGAGUCGUGGGCCGUGCUCAGUGUGUGGAACAGCAAGGAUGUGUUCAAACUCGAGGUAAGAGGCGCGUCGCGCGUGAAGAAAGUGUUUUAUAAAACAACUCGGGUCGUGGAUCGGGCCUUACCAUGGCUUCAACUCCCGUCGGUGCCCGAAGUUUUCAGGCCUUUUGGGCUUCAUUUCUUGUACGGACUCGGUGGGGAUGGCCCAAAUGCGGUGAAGUUCAUUAAAACCCUAUGUGGAUUCGCCCAUAACCUGGCUAAAGAGCGUGGGUGCGGAGUUGUGGCAACAGAGGUUGCAAGUCGCGAACCGCUCAGGUUAGGUGUACCCCACUGGAAGAGGCUAUCAUGCGCUGAGGAUUUAUGGUGCAUUAAACGGUUAGGGGAAGACUAUAGCGAUGGAUCUAUCGGUGAUUGGACCAAGUCACAACCUGGUCUGUCCAUUUUUGUUGAUCCUAGGGAAUUCUAACCAAGAAUCUAGUUUAGAAAAAGCAGCUUUUUUGUUUUAACUUUUUUAUUUAACUUAUGUCAGUUUUAGCUUAUUCUUGGAGAAUAUCAGGAGGGGGAUUAGUAGUGGGGCAAAAAAUAGGAGGACUGAGAAGAUUUGGAUCAUCUUUUGUUGUUUAGUUGUUAUUGUUGUAAAGGGAAUAUCCCUCUCCUCUGCUUUUUGUAAAUGUAAGUGGCUUUUUAGAUCCUCUUAGAGCCAAACAAACCCCUAAUGUAUUAUUUUUUUAA
Messenger RNA from Olea europaea var. sylvestris, 1783 nucleotides. Its product is annotated as probable N-acetyltransferase HLS1. Gene Ontology annotation, molecular function: acyltransferase activity, transferring groups other than amino-acyl groups. The transcript is spliced from 3 exons. The record is from RefSeq and is a predicted model, not a curated record. The coding region runs from base 261 to 1517 and encodes 418 amino acids. Lineage: Eukaryota; Viridiplantae; Streptophyta; Magnoliopsida; Lamiales; Oleaceae.